Sorex araneus (European shrew) is the source of this 942-nucleotide messenger RNA. Its product is annotated as olfactory receptor 7A10-like. The coding region runs from base 94 to 942 and encodes 282 amino acids. Gene Ontology annotation, biological process: G protein-coupled receptor signaling pathway. Gene Ontology annotation, molecular function: olfactory receptor activity; G protein-coupled receptor activity. The record is from RefSeq and is a predicted model, not a curated record. Lineage: Eukaryota; Metazoa; Chordata; Mammalia; Eulipotyphla; Soricidae. The transcript has a single exon. Gene Ontology annotation, cellular component: membrane.
CUAGAAAAUAAAUCACAAAUUUUAGAAUUUAUUCUUCUGGGAUUUUCAGAAGAUCCAGAACUGCAACCCCUCAUCUUUGUGAUCUUCCUGUCCAUGUACCUGAUCACCGUGCUGGGGAACCUGCUCAUCAUCCUGGCUGUCAUCUCCGACACCCACCUCCACACGCCCAUGUACUUCUUCCUGUCCAAUCUGUCCUUCGUGGACAUCUGCUUCACCUCCACCACCGUCCUCAAGAUGCUGGUGAACAUCCAGAAAGAGUGUAAAGUCAUCACCUAUGAAGGCUGCAUCACCCAGAUGUAUUUCGUCAUCAUCUUUGUCUUGUUGGAUGAUAUUCUCCUGACGGUGAUGGCCUAUGAUCGCUUUGUGGCUAUCUGCCACCCCCUGCAUUACACAGUCAUCAUGAGUCCCCGACUCUGUGGACUCUUGGUUCUGGAAUCCUGGAUCAUAAGUAUCCUGACAUCCUUAUUACAGAGUUUAAUGGUGUUGCAAUUGUCCUUCUGCCAAGACUUGGAAAUCCCCAACUUCCUGUGUGAGCUCAAGGAGAUGGUCCAGCUUGCGUGUUCCGACACCUUUUCAACAAAUGUGGUGAUGUAUUUUUCAGUUGUUCUGCUGGGUGGUGGUCCCUUGGCUGGGAUCCUUUACUCUUACUCUAAGAUUGUUUCCUCUAUCCGUAGAAUCACAUCGGCACAGGGUAAAUAUAAAGCCUUCUCCACCUGUGCAUCUCACCUAUCCGUUGUCUCUUUAUUUUACUGUACCACUCUGGGAAUGUAUCUAAGCUCUGCUGUGACUCACAGCUCAAAGAUAACUUCCAUAGCCUCUGUGAUGUACAUGGUGGUCACCCCCAUGUUGAACCCCUUCAUCUAUAGUCUGAGAAACAAGGACAUAAAGAGGGCUCUGAAAACGUUUUUCCUGAAGGGAACUGCAAAAGGGCAAUUGAUCUAG